Messenger RNA from Linum trigynum, 1884 nucleotides. The record is from the annotation of a GenBank genome assembly. NCBI's taxonomy places the organism in Eukaryota, Viridiplantae, Streptophyta, Magnoliopsida, Malpighiales, Linaceae.
CAUAAAAAUAAAAUGAUCAUAUAUAUAUAUUGAGAUAAGAGUCGACCGAUCAUAUAUAUUGAGAUAAGAACCGUGAAAGACAUCUUUGAACAAUUAUCAAAUAAAGGUUGACCUUAUUGAGAUAAGAGUCGACCGAAUGGUAUUCUGCACGCAACAAUACAUCAAAUUAAACGGUGAAAAUUACAAUUAGGCAAGAUGACGGCGAAUGCUACAUUAGGUCGACCUCACCUUCGACGUGAUCGACCAGUUUCAACACAUAGAACAGCAACCGCGAACGAUCUUCUUCACAAAGGUUCUAACCGUAAAAGAAAUAUAAUUCAGAGUUUUGGUGGCGGUGAAGGUGACAUAUAUUCGUAUUUAUAGAUAUUUUGGACGUGAAUGGGUCGAAUUAAGUGGUAGAUAAGUUAGGGUUACCUUUUUGGUGUUAGAAUCCUUAUCCAAUACGGAUACGGUGUGCACGAGGUCGAUCACGUACUUAUGCGGUCGACCUAUUAACUGCAUAAUGGUCGGCCUAUGAGGUAUUUGGGUCGACCUUUCAUUCUGUUUGCUUCCUAAAUAGGUCGACCAUUUGCUAUAGACGGUCAACCGCGUCGUUGAACCUCACAAAAUUGAAACAACAUAUUCGGUCGACCGAAAAGACCAUGUUACGGUGACAUGCAUGUCACCGUAGAAAAGUCCUUACAUUUAUGUUAACCCAACAUUAUAUAUAAUUUUAGUUAGCUUUAUUUAUAGGCAAAAUACACUUGUAUAGCCAAAACUUUGACGGUUUAACCAAAUAUAGCCACUUUUGGCGAAAUACCAAAAAUAGCCACUUCCGUCCAAUUCUUUGACGGUGUGAGUUAACGUGCUGACUGGACUAACAGCAGCCGUUGACGUGGCAUAUUUUAUUAAAAAAUAAUAUUAGGUGGAAAAUAAGCAAAAUUUUAUCCUUAUAUUUUAAUUAAAUAAAAUAAAAAAAAAUAAAAACAAAAAUAUUUCUCUCCAUCACCAGUUCACCACCGCCUGUUCAUCUCCCCUUCAUCAAUAUUCAAUACCACGCCUCUUCUGAAACCCUCCACAACUUCCCUAACCCAAAUAAAAAUCAAUCCCUACCCAGCUUCCUUCGUCGAUACUACCAACACCAUUUUGAAACCUUUCAUUAUUGCUUCUCCCUCUCUCAAAAACACCGCCAUCGAGCCAACUAUGUCGCUGCGUCUUCCCUCCGAUUUUACAGAACUGAACCCGACGACCCUAGUGGCGGUGCCGACAAUAGAGAAGGAGCCUCCGCCUGGCGCUCGAUUCUUCUCCAAUGUCUUUUGGAGCGAUUCUCUUCCGAUUCUCUUCCGAUUCUCCGAUGAUGUCAGUUCUAGGUCACAGUCGGUUCAGGGUUUCGCUGCCGUCGAGUUCGCCAUCUCCGUCGGUGGUGAGAACGAAAAGGAGGGAGAAGUGAGCGCCGCCAUUGCUUCUCGGCGACACCCGACCUGUUGUCGGUGUUGUCGAGGUCAUUAUCAGCCCAUGGCGCCAGCGGUGGGAGCGAUCAACAAGGAAGGAAGCCGACGUUUCUCGAUUCUUUCUUUUUCAGGGAAAUCGAUUUGAAGAUUUAGGGAUUUCUGGGUUUUGGGGUAAAUAUGAGGAAGAUGUGGCAGGAGAAGGGUGGGGGUGAAGUGGAGAUGGUUUUGCACCUAGUUGGACCUUAAAUUCACAAAAUCGCAAAUAGAAAGGAGGAGGAAGAAGAAAGGUGAGGUGGAGUGGAAGAAUGGACGAUGGUGAAUCGCAAUAGAAAGGAGGAGGAAGAAGAAAGGUGGGGUGGAGUGGAAGAAUGGACGACGGUGAGGGGAAGUGGGGCAGUUUUUUUAUUUUUUUUUUGUUUAUAAAUGAUUUUUUUAAUAAAUAUUUUUAAAUAAA